Molecule: messenger RNA, 2409 nt
Organism: Aplysia californica (California sea hare)
Lineage: Eukaryota; Metazoa; Mollusca; Gastropoda; Aplysiida; Aplysiidae
Exons: 11
Coding region: 573-2228 (551 amino acids)
Biological process (GO): transmembrane transport; monoatomic anion transport
Molecular function (GO): transmembrane transporter activity
Source: RefSeq, a predicted model, not a curated record
UACGACACGACAGAGCUUCCGAGACACGCGAGACACACUACAGGACUACUAGGAUCUAUGACUUUCGUAAUAGGCUAGAGGGAAGCGAGAAAGAAAGAAUGCGGCAUAUCUCUAGCCUCUGCUGCAGGAACUAUUGACGGAGAACAACUAGAUCUAGAUCUAGAUCUACAUGUACUUACUACCUAACCGAGGCUCAGAGUGGAGCGUAUGUCGACACCACACGCCGCACGCACUGACGAGUGCAUUUUGAACAGUUGCAACAGGAAAGUGGAGAAAGAAGUGGAUCAAUCAAUUCUACACAGCCCUGACCACACAUGAGUAGCAGCACAGGCCAGAGGUGGCGAUAGGGCAGAGACCUCGAUGUUCUUGUGUUGUAAGGGGUACAGCUGGAGGUUAAAGUUCACGGCCCUGCAGUCCUUGUGUUGGACGAGUCUUGCUGGCCGUGAAGGGAAAAUUUAGGGUCGUUAUUAUUUUAUUUGAGAACGCAUACCCCGGGACAAGUAAAACGUGCAUUCUCAAACAGAAAACUGCAGCUUUCGUACCACGGUAUUCAACGAAGCUGACUUGCUUUGAUGGUCUUGAAAGCUCCGCUAUGGAAAUCUGCAAGAUUCAGUCUUGCCAUUUUUGCCUUCUUUGGCUUUCUGAACUUCUAUGCAUUGAGAGUGAAUAUGGGCAUAGCUAUUGUUUGCAUGGUGAACCACACAGCCAUUCAACAUGUUGAGACUAGCAGGCUUAAUGGAAGCAAGUUUAAUGAUGCCCUCCUUGGACAAGGAAAUUCUUCUUCCAAAGAAGCUGUCUGUGAGGGCGAACAGAUAUACAGUUCGUACAAUGAUUCUGUUUGGAGAGACACCAAAGAGGAUGGUGAACUGUUAUGGGAUAAAGCACAACAAGGACUGGUACAUGGGUCGCUGUUCUGGGGAUAUAUCGUGACCAACGUUGCGGGGGGAUACCUAGCCACACGCUUUGGCGGCAAGCAUGUGAUUGGUCUGUCCCUCUUAGUUGCUGCAGUACUUACACUGUUGGUGCCCACGGUAUCUCGUACAGAUUUCAUUGGCCUGCUGGUGCUCCGCUUUAUCACAGGCCUCUCUCAGGGGUUUGUGUCUCCAGCCAUGCAGUCCUUGUGGUCACACUGGGCUCCACCCUUGGAAAGUAGUCGUCUCAGAAGUAUCUCCUUUGCUGGUUCACAGGUAGGGAAAGUCUUGACAUAUCCAGUGACAGCCUUGCUGUGUGAAUAUGGCUUUGAUGGGGGCUGGCCAAGUGUCUUUUAUGUUCAAGGUGCUUUUGGGGUGCUGUGGUUUGUUGCCUGGUUCUUUUGUGUGUACGAUGCUCCAGCGAAACAUCCCCGCAUCUCAGUGGCAGAGAGGAGAUAUAUCGAAGAAAGUCUGAAGGGUAUGAUGCCUGAAGAUGCCAAGGAGAAGCUAAAGACCCCUUGGAUGUCCAUCCUGCUUUCACUCCGCGUGUGGGCCAUAAUCUUAAGCCACGUCUGCAGCAACUGGGGCGAGUAUACAUUUCUCACCAAUAUACCAACAUAUAUGAAAGAGGUGCUUCACUUUGAUAUUAAAAAGAACGGGUUUUUGUCUGCAGUUCCCUACUUAUGUUUCUGGUGUGUCAUCAGUCUGGCCAGCUGUUUUGCUGACCUGGUCCGCACUCGUGGGCUUCUCUCCACAACUAACACCAGAAAGUUAUUCAACUCUAUAGGUAUGUUGGUACCUGCAGCUUUGCUUUUAGGGGUCAGUUUUGUUGACUGUACUCGAUCAUCUACAGCAGUGGUCUUGCUGACCUUGGGAGUGGCUCUCACAGGAUUCCAGUACGGGGGUGGGUUAUACAUGAAUGCAGGGGACAUUGCUCCAAAGUAUGCAGGUGUUAUAUAUGGCAUCUCCAACACCUUCGCAACACUGCCAGGAUUUCUUUCUCCUCUGGCCAUUGGAUACAUUACUAAAGAGCAAACGGCAAAAGAAUGGAGUACAGUCUUCUUCCUGUCCUCUGGGAUCUACGUCAUAGGAGCUUUGAUUUUUCUACUACUUAGCAGUGGUGAUCUUCAACCCUGGGCUGCUACUACUACAGAAGUAACAGUGGAGUUGAAUAACCCAGCACCUGUAGCUGCUUGUGAGAAGAAGUCAGAUCAUGUUCAAAAUGGUGAUGCUGCGCUUGUGGAAGACCUAGUGUUUAGCGAUGUGUACAAGGUGGAUGAAACUAGAUCUCUAACUUCUGAUAUUUCUUCUUGUUGACUUACACAAAUGUUUAUAAUAUUGUAAGUAUGUUGUCCAUUCCACCUUUCUUAAUUUGUUGGCCUUUUCACUCAUGAGUUUCUUACAUUAUUUUGGGGGUAAAUGGAACAAGAGUGAAUUAUUGAAAACAUACUUACAGUCUGGCACAGGUAAUCAUGAACAUUCUGCACAAAAUUAAGAA